Messenger RNA from Microplitis mediator, 790 nucleotides. Its product is annotated as dynein light chain Tctex-type protein 2B-like. Gene Ontology annotation, cellular component: cytoplasm; cytoplasmic dynein complex. The transcript is spliced from 4 exons. The record is from RefSeq and is a predicted model, not a curated record. Gene Ontology annotation, molecular function: dynein intermediate chain binding. Gene Ontology annotation, biological process: microtubule-based movement. NCBI's taxonomy places the organism in Eukaryota, Metazoa, Arthropoda, Insecta, Hymenoptera, Braconidae. Bases 166 to 645 code for a protein of 159 amino acids.
CUUAGUAACCGAAUGAAUAUGACUGAUACUUGUUUGUCAACAAAAGAUUAUCAUUGUAAUUUAAAUAAAUAAAUAAUGAAAUAAAAUGUCCAUUAAUUGAUACUGUGAUAAAAGAUAAAUGACAAUUAAAAAUAAUAAAAUAUUAAAAAUAAAUAAUAAAUAACAAUGAGUAAAACCAGUGAUAAACAAAAAACAACUUUGACUCCUGACAGUGAGAGUUCAUCAGAUAAAUUAUUAAAAAAUAAAAAAGACAGCAAUAAUGAAGUUUUAAAUGACGAUGAUGAACGAUCGCAACCUUCGUAUCAAAUCAGUCCUCAACUUCUUGACAAGUUCAAACCGCAAGUAGUAAAAGAAAUAAUUCAUGAUGUAUUACAUGAUCAAUUAUCAACAAAAGUUUACAGUGUCCAGGAUGCUAAUAAGUGGGGUAAAGAAAUAUCGGAUAUUAUUAAAAAUAAAGUUAAAGAAUUAAAAUUUAAAGAGUACAAAUAUGUUGUCAAUGUUGUCUUGGGUGAACAAAGAGGAGCUGGUGUUAAAAUAGGCACCAGGUGUCUGUGGGAUGCCGAAGCUGAUGAUUAUGCUCAUGGAAAUUUUAUUAAUGAAUCAUUGUUUUGUGUAGUUUGCGUAUACGCCGUAUUUCUUUACUAGCAAAUUGCUUCAUAAUUUAAUGUGUCAGUUAUAGUUUUUAAUUAUUUAUUUAAUUUAUACUUGUCAGUUAAUGAUCAACCAGCAAUCGGCUAAAUUCGUGUUAAAUAUAUUGUAAAUUUAAUUGAUUAUUAAAUAAUUUACUUAU